UAAUCCAAUCCUAACCAAUGUUGCAGUAAGGUAAGCUGUUGACAUCAAUAUCAGGACCAGAGAUCUCUUCAUUUCAAUCCCACUGGAAAAUCAACUUUCGUUUUGAAAGCAACUGUUGCAAAAGCCAUUGCCAUGGUGAUUUGAGGGAAGAAUUGCAAACGAUUGUUGUCAAUUGAGAGAAAGGAGCAACUGUUCAUGUGAACUGAAGGCCCUGGUCAGAGAAAAUCUAUGCUGCACAGGACUCACUGAGCCAACGCAAACAUGGUCGAUGAAAAUCCAUCUGAACUCGGAGCACUUAAUGAGAAUUGCUCAAACACAAUCCCACUGCAACCCAGAAUUAAACCGGACGCCACUGACAACCCUGCAUCGUUCCACUCUGGGUGUUUGGGAAACAGAAAGAAGAUGUGCUACAUCACUGGGAUCCUUCUGAUUAUCAUUGUUAUUAUUAGUGUUGGAGUAAUUGUGCAUCAGGCCUGGACAUGUGAUGCCUGUGAAAUUCAUAAGAACACUGCUAUCGCCUCAGAUGCAGCUCCUUGCUCUCAAAUUGGCAGGGACAUCAUGAAGAGGAACGGCUCAGUGGUUGAUUCUGCCAUCGCGGCGUUGCUCUGCAUCGGUCUGAUGAAUCCCCACAGUAUGGGCAUCGGAGGGGGCCUGAUCCUCACCGUCUACAGUGCAUCAACAGGUGAGGUGGGAAUUAUUAAUUCAAGAGAAGUGGCUCCAGAGAAUGAAAUUCCCAACAGCCUGGAGACAGGUGGGCCGUCGAUUGGAGUUCCAGGCGAAAUCAGAGGAUAUGCUCUUGCACAUCAACGACAUGGCCGGCUACCAUGGAAGCAAUUGUUUGAGCCUUCCAUUGAAUUCGCAAGGAAAGGUUUUCCGGUGGGUAAGAGCCUAGCUGUCGCACUUGAAGCAAACAAACUCCAAAUAGAAGAGAGUUCGUCGCUAUGUGAUGUGUUCUGUAAGAAAAACAGCAACAGGAUUUUGAAUGAAAAUGACCUAAUAUAUUUUCCACAAUUAGCGAAUACACUACAAAAGAUAGCAGAUGAAGGGCCAGACACAUUUUAUGAUGGACCCAUUGCUGAGGAUAUUGUUCAGUCUGUAAGCCAGUCAGGUGGGAUGAUUUCCCGAAAGGACCUGAUGCAGUAUAAGGCGAGAGAAGAGACCGCAUUAAAUGUGGCCUUGGGUGACUACACGUUGUAUGUCCCUGGUGCUCCAUCGGGUGGGCCAGUCCUUGCGCUCAUUCUCAAAAUCCUUGAAGGAUAUAAAUUUUCCAGAAAGAGCAUAUCCACUCAAGAACAGAGAGCUCUAACAUACCACAGAAUUAUCGAAGCCUUCAAAUUUGCAUUCGCAGAAAGAAGCAAGUUGGAUUAUCCAACAUCCAAUGACCACAGGAAGGCGAUGGAGAUGAUUUCAAAAGCAAAUGAAAUUAGAGAGAGGAUCAACGACAGUAACACCAGUGAAGGAAUUGAUGAUUAUGGGAUCAAAUGCUUUUUACCAGGACAGAGUGGAACAUCCCAUCUCUCAGUGGUUGCGAAAGAUGGUAGCGCAGUGUCUGUUACCAGCACCAUCAACGGGCGCUUUGGGUCAUUUGUCCGUUCCAAUGGGACUGGGAUAAUAUUCAACAACCAGAUGGCAGACUUCUCCCUACAUAAUAACGGAAAGAACAGUCUGCCACCGUGUUCUCAAAACUAUGUUCAACCAGGCAGAAGACCGUUCUCCGCUAUGUCUCCCGCAAUUAUACGCGACAAAGAUAAAAAUGUGAAAAUGGUAGUGGGAGCUUCGGGUAGCUCGAGGAUCAUCACAGCAACUGCUCUGGUACGUGAUGAGGUUAUUAUCCAUGCACUAUGGUUUGGCGAUGAUGCUUGUAAGGCUGUGAACAGGCCAAGAAUCCAUCACCAACUACUGCCAAACUUUGUUCAAUUUGAGCCUGAGCAACUAGAACGAAAUGCAGAAGAGCUCCGUCAGUUUCGCGAGGAAAUGGAGAUUGACCUGAAGAAGAAGAUGCACAUCACGGAUUUUGCCGAUAUGCCUUCAGUAGUGCAGGCUAUUGUCAAGGAAGGGGGAGUUUGGCACGCUGUUUCAGAUGCUAUACGGAAAGGUGGCUGCCCUGCUGGAUACUGAGUCAUUCAGGGGCCUUUUCAACUCCUACUCAUCAUUGUGUGAAUUAUUGUAGAAUAUUUUGGCCAAUAUGAGUAAGAUUUUUAGCUGUGAAUUAUCACCACUUCGUGGCUCGCAGGAGACCUUAACAUUGUGAACCAAACCAAACCAUUUUGUUGAAAGCUAGAAUGUCUCAUGCUGUAAUCCACCCAGAGAGUUAUGCCCCUGUCCCACUUAGGAAACCUGAACGGAAACCUCUGGAGACUUUGUGCCCCACCCAAGGUUUCCGUGUGGUCCCCGGAGAUUCCCGGAGGUUUUUGUC
This is a messenger RNA of Amblyraja radiata (thorny skate), 2416 nucleotides long. RefSeq names its product glutathione hydrolase 1 proenzyme-like. NCBI's taxonomy places the organism in Eukaryota, Metazoa, Chordata, Chondrichthyes, Rajiformes, Rajidae. Gene Ontology annotation, molecular function: glutathione gamma-glutamate hydrolase. The record is from RefSeq and is a predicted model, not a curated record. The transcript has 13 exons. Gene Ontology annotation, cellular component: plasma membrane. Gene Ontology annotation, biological process: peptide modification; regulation of inflammatory response; regulation of immune system process. Bases 262 to 2118 code for a protein of 618 amino acids.